AUGAUCCCCGCCCAGCGAAACAAGGUCGACAUCUCGUCACUGAACGAAGAGGAGCAAAAGCUCUUCCGCCUCUACGGCAAGCUCCCCAAGAAGGAUCUGCUCCAGAACAAGCUCAAGGAGCGCAAGUACUUUGACUCGGGCGACUAUGCUCUCUCCAAGGCCGGCAAGGCGCCGCAGCAGUCGGUCGGUACCGCCAUCCCCAACCCAGAGAUGAUCCCUCACGCUUCCACCGUCACCUCGCCUGGUGUCAACGCCGUUUCGCCCACCGGUUCGUUGCCUGGCCAACAAGGUACACCUCAGUCCGGCCCGGUCAACGUGCCUGGGGCUGCUAGCCUUACGUCGCGCCCGCAGGUCAGCGCUUUCCCCAUCAGCGGAGCUGGCUCCAGCCCUGGUAAGGAGAGCAGCUCGCUCGGACGUGAGGAGCACGUCGUCAACGCCGACGACGCCAUGCAGGACUAA
Messenger RNA from Kalmanozyma brasiliensis GHG001, 459 nucleotides. Its product is annotated as Endosulphine. Gene Ontology annotation, molecular function: protein phosphatase inhibitor activity. The record is from RefSeq and is a predicted model, not a curated record. The transcript has a single exon. Gene Ontology annotation, cellular component: cytoplasm. NCBI's taxonomy places the organism in Eukaryota, Fungi, Basidiomycota, Ustilaginomycetes, Ustilaginales. The coding region runs from base 1 to 459 and encodes 152 amino acids.